AUGGAGAAUGAUGGCAAAGAGUCGUAUAAGGAUGGUGAUCAAUCUGAGGAAUUAAGUGUUGAGUAUGAGUACAGUUCCGAUGAAAGUGAUGAUAUGGUGGAUGUAACUGUAGAUGAAGCAGAGGCAGAUAUAAUUAAUGCUAGUGGUUUGGAAAAGUUGAUAACUGAUUUGACCAUCGAAGACAUAUGGGGACUGGCGUUUGAUACAGAAUCUCAAGUUUGUGAAUUUUAUGCCAAAUAUGCCAAGUGCUAUGGAUUUGUGUCCCGAAAAGACUUGAAGAUGGUGGAUGCUAAUGGCAACAUUAAUACAAGACAGUUGGUUUGCAAUAAAGCAGGAGAAAGACAUUGGAAGCACCUUAAAAGGGACAAUCGGCAAAGGGAGCAUAGGGCAAUUACUCGUGUCAACUGCAAGGUGAGGAUUCGGUUCAUUCGUCACUAUAGAACGGGUAAGUGGAAAGUUAGUGUCUUUGAGAGUGAACACAAUCAUCCACUGUGUCCACCUAAGUACAGACAUCUUAUUGCCGCGAAUCGUGGGCUUGAUGAGGCCGAUAAAACACAAGCAGACAGCUUGCGAGCAUGUGGUGUUAAAACUUGCAACAUAAUGGGUUACAUGAUUUCCCAAAAAGGUGGAUAUGAUAAAGUGGAUUUUACUAGCAAAGACUUACAUAACCACAUUAGUAAGACUAGGCGUGGCAAACUGAAAGACGGUGAUGCAUUUGCUGCAUUGGCCUAUCUAUUUUCUAAGGCAGAUAGUGACCCGUUAUUUCUAGGAAAGUUCACCUUAAAGGAUGGUAGGUUGGAUAAUUUGGUGUGGGCUGAUGGAGAAAGCGUUGUUGAUUACGAAUGUUUUGGCGAUGUACUGGCUUUUGACACCACUUACAAGAAAAAUGUAUACAACAAGCCCUUAGUCAUAUUUUCAGGGGACCAACCACCAUGGCCAGACGACUAUCUUUGGAUGCGCUCUGUUCUCAGAUGA
Molecule: messenger RNA, 975 nt
Organism: Arachis stenosperma
Lineage: Eukaryota; Viridiplantae; Streptophyta; Magnoliopsida; Fabales; Fabaceae
Product: protein FAR1-RELATED SEQUENCE 5-like
Exons: 1
Coding region: 1-975 (324 amino acids)
Source: RefSeq, a predicted model, not a curated record